Candoia aspera is the source of this 1811-nucleotide messenger RNA. It is a transcript of the gene ECM1, whose product is annotated as extracellular matrix protein 1. Lineage: Eukaryota; Metazoa; Chordata; Lepidosauria; Squamata; Candoiidae. The transcript is spliced from 6 exons. The record is from RefSeq and is a predicted model, not a curated record. Gene Ontology annotation, biological process: signal transduction; regulation of bone mineralization. Gene Ontology annotation, cellular component: extracellular region. Bases 44 to 1078 code for a protein of 344 amino acids.
AGUCCAGCUUCGAGCGAGACUCGCGGGAGCGAUCGCCACAAGGAUGGCCCUCUGGCUCUGGCUCUGCUGCUGCUGCCUGGCCGCCUGGCCGGCCCCGGGGCGCUCGGACACCGCGACGGCGCUGCCAGCUUUUCCAGAAGGCGGAGGAGAACAGCCACUGCCACCCAUUUCAGCCGACUUCUCCCAACACGACAUUCUUCAGGAUGAGAUUUCUCAGGAGUUCCUGCUCCAGAAGAUCCGUGAAAGUCUUGGAGAUGACCACCAGUUCCCCAUCCUGGUCCAUGGGGAGCCCCAGGCGGUUCCCCUGAAGCCCAGAGGGAGAAGCCCCCCUUGCAGCAGAGUCGGCUGCACUCGGAAGCCCCCCCUCUACAAGCUGGAGGACUUCCCGCCUGGCCGCCCCACCCACAGCAACCUGGGCCACCUCUGCGCCCCGGAGCGGAGGAAGCCCAGCUACGGGCCCUGGAACCUGCCCCAGACAAGCUUCAGCCACCUCUCCCGCCAGGGGGAGGCCAUGAACAAGCUGGAGGGCCAGUUCGGCCACUGCUGCCAGCUGGCCGAGGGCGAGAAGCUGCCCUGCUGCACCAGGACGUGGGAAGGAGGCCUGAUGCACUUUUGCAAGCAGGAGUACUCGACCAAGACCCGCCCCUUUCACUGCUGCCUAGAGGCUUCCAAACAGGCUCGCCUUGCCUGCUUCACCAACCAAGCCCCCUUCCCCGCUUACGACAAAGAGGGGUCAUCGCUCGACAUGGCCCAGCUUACCACCCCACUCCUGGACUCCCUCUGCAGCCAGGCCCCCCACCAGAGCAAACAGAGGCCCAGCCCGGCUUUGGUCCAGAACAUCACCGACUCCUGUUGCAAACUGCAGGAGAGUGAGAGGACUCAGUGUGCCGAAGAAGUGAAAUUGCAGUUUAUCGCCACCUUCUGCGGUUCCCAAAAGCGCAGCUGGAAGGACCCCCAGAAGUGCUGCGCCCAGGACAACGAGGCCGCCCGCAGCGACUGCUUCAACCGCAGCUACCUGGGGCACAUCUCCCUCCUCAGCAGCGAGCAGGCCGUGCCCCCCACUGAGGCGACCUCCUGAAUCCCCCAGGACGGGUUCCUGCCCUGCUAAAAGACCCCCUCCCUUCUCCCUGCCCCGUCCCCACCCCCCUUCCCUCUGGCAGGUUCGGCUCUGCGCUUGGGGAGGGGGUGAGCUGUUCUUUCGGCCUUUAGAUUGUCAGAUCUGCUCCCCCUCCCAAAAUCUGGGGGCGGGACCAGAAACCAUCCAUGCACUGACUUUAUAAUCAAAGAGGGGCCUCCCUCAAGCCCUCCUCGCUUGGAUGCACUUUAUCUCCUCAACUGAAGCCGCAGGCAGGUCAAAUCCCAGCCUGUGAAGAUUCUGGAGCUCCCUCUUGGCUUUGCUGGCAGAGAGCAUUCGGUGGCAUUUGUCUGAACCUGGGAGGGGAGGAGAGAGGGGCCUUGCUUGUGCCCCACACGCCUCCCCCAGCUUGGCCAACUGGCCCAGGGGACGUUGUUCCCUCCCAGCUGGGCAGCUCCAGAUCCUGGUUGCCUCUCUGGGUCCGCAGUGGAUCCCUGGAGAAGGAUCGGCCUUGGUGGGUCUGCUCCAUCUAAAGUGAUUGACCUGGUCUUCAGCCACAAAGGCAGGUGGUGGCAGCAGCGGCUGGUUGGCAUCGUGCUCUGCCCAGUUGCAUUUCUGCAUCGGGACCAAUCGUAAACUUUUUGCUUGUAACAAAUGCAUUUUUCAUAUUGCAAUGAAAUGAUGACAUGGAUCUGUGCCGGGGCAAAGGGGUUCAAUAAACCACUUUUUUGGAAAA